Effrenium voratum is the source of this 1089-nucleotide messenger RNA. Lineage: Eukaryota; Dinophyceae; Suessiales; Symbiodiniaceae. The record is from the annotation of a GenBank genome assembly.
AUGGGUCCUUCGAUCGCCUUCUCCGCACCGCAGGGCGCGCGGGACAUUCGGUCCUCGUGCUCCAGGACGUCCUCCAGAUUGAGCCUUGCACAACAAGAAGACAAGAAACGCGGCUGCUUGUGGAGAUGCAUGAAGGCACAGUCCCAGCAGCCCGACACGUCGCUCUUCCUGCCGUAUUGGUUCUACGGCUACUGCAGUCAGUUGGUGUUGACCGUCUCGGUGCUGGUGAUCUUUUUCGGGCUGGGCGUUGUCCUCCUGAUCCAGAGCGGCUCGAUGCACGAGGUCAUCAUCCCAUACACCUCAGAUCUCGCUGAGCAGGAGUUUUCCAUUGACCGCAGCCUCGAGGGAGAUGUGCUGGUGUACUACGAAAUGCACCUUUGGGCAAAUCACAAAAGUUUCGUUCAGAGCAGAGAUAAAAGAACUGCGUACAACUUUUUGUCCACCGCUGAUUGCUCUCAAGCAGACACCCUCGACUGGGCGAGCUUCCGACGCGGACAAGAUGCCGCGUUCAUGGCAAAGAUCGGAGCUGCUGGCCCUGAGCUGCUGCCUUGCGGUUUGGUGUCCAUCUCCAUGUUCACCGACAACUUUACCUUCCAUAAGUCCACCAACGGUGGUUGGGAGAGGUUAGACGCGGACUCCUCUGACGUCGCCCUGCCAUCCGACGCCGCAGCGUUCGCUAAACUUCAGCCUGAAGGCGGAGGGCGGCUCUAUAUCCAGUCUGACACAAAGAUAGCGAGCUGGCUGAUGGUCGACCAGUUCGAGCACUGGAAGGUGUGGCAGCGGACGCCCGUGGCCCCGAGCGUGCACAACCUCUGGGCGGUGAUCAAGGGCGGCCUGGCGCCGGGGAACCACAAGGUCGUCUUUGAAGAGAACAGUGCUAUUUGGCAUGAGUGGGGCGUCGCAGAGAAGCGGCUGGUCUUCACCACGCGCCACAGCUUGGGCAACAAGGGUGCGCUCGUGGCCGCAGGAGGCUUUUGCCUGACCAUGGCAAUCAUGGAGGUCUUUGCGCUGAUCAGCAUGCUCGCUGCUUCUCGCCUGGGUGUCGAUCGCAGGCUGUCGGUACAUGUACAACCAGAGGGCCAACCUUGA